This is a messenger RNA of Daucus carota subsp. sativus, 1545 nucleotides long. RefSeq lists its product as uncharacterized. Gene Ontology annotation, cellular component: mitochondrion; membrane. The transcript has 9 exons. Lineage: Eukaryota; Viridiplantae; Streptophyta; Magnoliopsida; Apiales; Apiaceae. Bases 217 to 1446 code for a protein of 409 amino acids. Gene Ontology annotation, biological process: mitochondrion organization. The record is from RefSeq and is a predicted model, not a curated record.
AUGUCUUGGACGAGGGGUUAUUUCCAAUUUUCAUUUUUCAAAUCCCAUUCUGCACAGUUCAGGGCCUUCAGGCUAGAAGUAUAACUUGCAGCAGGGUAAACACACGCACAAACUUGUGCAUAUAUAAACACGCGCACCUCCUCACAUCUGAAAAAGAAAAACAACUCUCUCUCAUCUAAGCUAAUUUUACGAACCUCUCUCGAAAUUCUGAAAAUCAUGAGUGUAGUAGCUAAAUCACUCUCUCCGAACACCGUGAAAUUUGUUCAGUUCGCUCCGAUUUUGUACCGGCAGCUCUCGCCAAUGUUGAGCCGACAGCUCUCUACAUCAGCUCCGUCACGUGUUCCUAAGCUCUCUUCUCCUAGCGCUCCGACAACUCAACUCCGAUCUCUCGCCCCGUCGCCGUUAGCUGCGGCCGCCGCUCAGACCGUUCGUCACUUCCGUUCGAGUCGCGAUUCUAUGCAUAUGAUCAAGCCACCUGUGAACUGGGGGAUUCAGAUUGUGCCAGAGAAAAGAGCUCUUGUGCUGGAGAGAUUUGGAAGAUAUGUGAAAACUCUUACUCCUGGAUUUCACUUCUUGAUACCUUUUGUCGAUAAAAUUGCUUAUGCCCAUUCCUUGAAGGAAGCAGCUAUUCAGAUUCCAGAUCAGAAUGCUAUUACCAAGGAUAAUGUUAGCAUAUCUAUUGAUGGAAUUCUCUAUGUUAAGAUUGUGGAUCCGAAAUUGGCAUCCUAUGGAGCAGAAAAUCCGUUGUAUGCUGUUAUUCAGCUUGCACAGACAACUAUGCGUAGUGAGCUUGGUAAGAUAACACUGGACAAAAGUUUUGAGGAACGAGACACCCUCAAUGAUAAGAUAGUGCUGGCUAUAAAUGAUGCUGCCAAAGACUGGGGCCUAAAAUGCCUCCGUUACGAGAUAAGGGAUAUUUCUCCUCCACCUGGUGUAAAGGCAGCUAUGGAGAUGCAGGCUGAAGCAGAGCGCAAAAAGAGAGCUCUAGUUCUGGAGUCUGAAGGAGAAAGGCAAGCACACAUCAAUAUAGCUGAUGGAAAGAAGAGUUCGGUUAUUCUUGCUUCAGAAGCUGCAAAGAUGGAUCAAGUUAAUAGAGCUCAAGGAGAAGCAGAGGCCAUACUUGCAGUUGCAAAGGCAACGACACAAAGAAUUUCUUUAAUUUCAGAAGCUAUUAAGAACCAUGGCGGAAUGGAGGCAGCAACUUUGGGGAUAGCUGAGCAAUAUAUUGAUGCCUUUGGGAAUCUAGCUAAAGAGGGCAAUACGAUGCUGCUUCCUGCAAAUACUUCAUCUCCUGCCAGCAUGAUAGCUGAAGCUCUAGGCAUAUAUAAAAAUCUAACCAGCAAUACUCCUACGCCCGGCCUUAAGGAAAUCUCUGAACAAAAUUCUUCCGAAAGCAUCAAUGAUAAGAUCUUGUCUGAAGAGUCUGUGAAGAGGAACAAGAAAUGAUCAGAGUUGGUUGAGACACAAUUUAUUUUGUGAAAAUAUUUGUACAGUUAAGUUGACAGUUUCUUAUAUGCUGAAAGAUUUCUGGUGAUUAGAGGUUAA